Messenger RNA from Rubroshorea leprosula, 705 nucleotides. Lineage: Eukaryota; Viridiplantae; Streptophyta; Magnoliopsida; Malvales; Dipterocarpaceae. The record is from the annotation of a GenBank genome assembly.
AAAGCAAUUGAGCGUUUAAAGAAAGAAUUUGAGAUGAAAGAUCUCACGAUAACAAAUUCUGUCUCUGUCUACAGAUCGAGCACUUAUCAAAUGGAAUAUAACGAAGAAAUUCUUGGUCCUGAGGUACCAUAUUUAAGUGCCAUAGCCCCCUCUCAUUUGCCUUUGCCCUUGCCCCUUUUGCCUUUGCCUCUUCUCGGAUUCUCUCCAUCGCCUCUCAACCCCUCCCCUUUGCCUCUGCCCCUGCCCCUUUUGCCUUUGCCUCUUCUCCGAUUUGUUCUCCAUCGCCUCUCAACCCCUCCCCUUUGCCUUUGCCUUUGCCUCUUCUCCGAUUCCUUCUCCAUCGCCUCCAUCGCCUCCAUCGCCUCUCAGCCCCUCCCCUCUGCCUCUUUUGCCUUUGCCUCUUCUCCGAUUCCUUCUCCAUCGCCUCUCAUCUCCAUCCACUCCUCCGAAUCCUCCGAUCUCCAUCCACUCCUCCGAAUCCUCCGAUUCCACUGCAAUUCAUCAUCUCCAUCGAAGAGAAGGGACCGAGGACGUAGCAAAAAUGGAAUUGAAGGCAAACGACCUUCUGAAAGUAUUUUUGUUCUCCGGCAGCAACAGGGGUAGAAAGUAUUUUUGUUUUUGUACUCUAAUUUCUUGUUGAAUCUGGAAAAGAGAAGGUUGAUUUUAGGAAUUGUUUGUUUAUUCAAUUAAAUUCGGUAGCCAAGU